Molecule: messenger RNA, 2973 nt
Organism: Lasiosphaeria miniovina
Lineage: Eukaryota; Fungi; Ascomycota; Sordariomycetes; Sordariales; Lasiosphaeriaceae
Exons: 7
Coding region: 1-2973 (990 amino acids)
Source: RefSeq, a predicted model, not a curated record
AUGCCGUCCGCCCAUCGACAUCUUGUGCACCGCCACAUGCGGCGUCCGCUUUCCAAAAGAACACGCGACCUCCUCCCCGGCGAGGUUCGCUUUUUUCCAUACUACCAGCCGUCCCUCCAAGGCGGCAUACACACGGUCGAGGUCGGGCAAGAGGUCACCGUGCCGGGACAGGGCGAUACCGAGAAAAUCACCGGCGGAGCUCAGGACUUCAAUGUCAUCGCCCCGCGAUUCAACUUGCCGCCAGGCGUUGUCGACUCAGUGUAUCCGCCCCCUGGCACGAGCGCGCCAGUGACGAUCCUCCCGCACAUUGUGUUCAAAGACCCGCACUUGCCUUGGGAACAGGAUGCCACGUUUGUUGAUAUGAAAGAGGAGCAAAACGACGUGCGCAGCCACACACCAUGGCUGCUUCUUCUGACCUUCACCCCCGAGGAGCUCAAGCUGGGCCAAGACAGUCUUGCCGCCAUUCUCGAUGGCUUGCUGGAUGUCAAGGUUAAGCAGAGCGAGACCAUGGCGGUCCGAAUGCAAGUCAUGCAGGCGCAGUCGCUCAAGAGGGUUGUCAACGCCAUCCCAUACGACAAGAGGCGCGACGAGCAUGACGCUGAGGGUCCCGUUGAUGUAAUCUUUCUCAAAAAGGACUUGUUUCUGUCCCUCUUCACCGAUCCAGUGGCCAAGAAUAACGUCUUGGACGUUUCCUAUAUCGUUGUGGCACCCAGAACGAGCCCUCUGGACUCCGAGGUGCCUGUGACCAACAUUGUGCAUCUCGUAUCCCUCAACACCGUCCCCAGCCGGGUGCUGACCCCCGAGUUGAGUUCGGACAAGGACCGCGUCGCUCUGGUCAGCCUCUACAGCUGGUCGUACACGUGUAUUCCAUCCGAAGGCGAUGGCAGUCUGCGUGCGCGUCUCGUUCAUCUGGGGAAGAACUUGACUCAAGACGGCUAUACGCUGGUGAGACAUCGCACCAUUACCGGCGAAACCACAGCGGCGAUGCUUCGCGGGCCGUUCCCGCCAAGCUUCGUGCCGCGUCUGGAGCGUGAUGGAUUCGCUAUGCAGUCCAACUUUGGCCCCGACCUACAGAUUUUGGAUCCAACACUCUCCUUAAUGGACAUCACCUACGCCAGCGCGUGGCAGUUGGGAAAGACGCUUGCCAUGGGCGACGAGGCAUUCUGUGCAGCAUUGACGCGCCUCCGCAACCUGAUUCAUGGAGACUCGCUGGGCGCCUCCAAGAUCGAUGUCCACGAUGCACUGGGGCUGUAUCGGUCUCGCGCCGACACGCUGGGUACCGUGGGAGACCUCGUCAGGGGUUUGAAUGGCCUUAACGAAACACUUCAUGAGGGUGGAGACGGUGCUACCGCCGUGGACAGCAACCGAUGGGACUACACACACCCUACAUCAUUUCCUUUGGGCGGGCAGGGCACACACCGUCUUGACAUCUCGAUGCAUUCACCGCACAUAUCUGCUCGUAUUGCGAGCCACGCCAAUGCCGCGGCCCUAGCGCAGGCCAUGGCCACAGAUGGAGAGCUUUACAACGAGCACAAAGUGCCAGAGAACGCCGAUUUCGCGCAUGUGUACUCGUGGGUCCUGGACAAGCUCCAUCUCGCCAACAACUGGACCGAUGCACUGGUCGAUGGGGCGCUGAGCCUUGCCAAUCACUGGGCGUCAACACCAAAGGACGACCUUUGCCGUACCGCGAUCAAGAAAGCGAUCCAGAAGCGGCUUGACGAGCCCGAUCCAUCACUGGGUGGCUGGCACGUCCAAAUGCCGCAAUACGGCUUCAUCUUGCGUUCACAGCUUCUCGUCAAGUUCCCGGAUAUUGCCGUCUCAGUCGAAUACGCCGACGCUCGCACAAAGGAAGACGAGCCCCCCAAGGCGCCGAUCCUCGUGCAGAAAGCACUCAGUGCCGAUACCAUGUACUGCCUCUUCGACUGCACCCCACCGGAUCUGAAGAGCAUAACCUUCACCAUGCCACCGCACCAGCAGCGCUUCGCCAUUGGGAGCAAUAUCACGGACACGGCCUUAGCCGUGGCAGUCAAGAAGGUCUAUACCGAGCCAGACCCAUCCAAGAGACAGGACAAGGAAUACAAGACGGCGUUUCCAGGGACUUCUUUCCCCAUGGACGUUGGUGAAGUCUUUGACCUCAAGUCGCGGACAAUAAAUGUCAAGCCGUACGUCACACACAUCUUUAAGACGCUAAAGAAGAACAUGGACGCCAAGGACUUCAAGGACGAUGCCCCAAGUUCCACCCUUCUAGCGCUACAGUUGAACGAGUCUAUUCCCGAACUGCUCAUCACCUUACCGCGGAUCUCACGGCCAGGUUCCAACACUCGCAACACGUUCCGGUUCUCGCUGCCCACCACCGUCAAGCAAACCCCUCCUCCCCUUUCGCCGCUCCCUCGCAACAUCUCUCGCCCGGUCAAAACCCGCAUCGCCCACAGCCGUCCCCGCCCGCCCUCCCCCCGCCGCGAAGCGGCCCUCAUCGCCCAACGAGCCCGCAAUCUAGACGCCAACCCCGCCAUCCCUCUCCCCUGCCCCCCUUCACGGCUGGCGUGCCAGCCCCAAUUCAUCGCCGCCGUCUACGCCUUGCGGAACCGGUCCUACAUCACCACCAGCAGUCCCCUCCCCGUGGACCUCAUCGUCAAGAUCGUGCGGCACCCGAAAAGCGUCAUCCCCAUCUACGCCCUCAAGGACAUCGAAGUCGAGCGGGUGCCGUUGCUCGCGACGGGCGCGGACCCGCCGACGGCGACGAUGCUCUCGAAUCUGCGCUUUAAUAUACUACAGUAUUACCCCCCAAGCGAGAGCAAGGAUAAGGGGACGCUCAAUUUUAAGCUUGUGCCGCGGUCCAAGGACGGGGUUACGAUUGAUAAAUUUAAGGAGGCGAGUUUCUUGAUUUCUAGGGCGCAGAUUGUGCGUUACAUGGGCCGCACGGAGAGGGAGUCGCAGGUAGAUAUCACGUUUUCAUCGCAUGUUGAUGCCUGA